Molecule: messenger RNA, 711 nt
Organism: Leptosia nina
Lineage: Eukaryota; Metazoa; Arthropoda; Insecta; Lepidoptera; Pieridae
Source: the annotation of a GenBank genome assembly
AUGAUUUCGGACAGUUUACUUCCAAUUCGCUUAGCUGGCAACGCUCUUCUCUUCACGGCUCAUGUCAUCAACAUAAUAGUAAUGCAUUUGGCAUUACAGGAUUUGAAGGACAUAAACCUUAUUAUAUUCAAAUCUUUAAAAUGGAAGUACAUUACUAUAUGGAAUUUGGCCUUUCAAAAUAUCUACCUCUUGGGCUGUAUAGCGUGCGAUCUAUCCACCAUGUUUAAGAUCUUCGACUCGAAUCUCUUUUUGAAAGAAAUGAAGCGGUACAGAACAACGUACUUCGCGGCAGUUCUGUGGCCUACAAGUCUUGUGGCCUCCGUGUUGUCCUGGCCUAUAUUCUUUUACAAUAGAGAACUUGUAUUCCCUUCCUAUAUUGACAAAGUACUGUCUUUGGGGUCGAAUCAUAUGAUACACUCAUUCAUAAUCUUAGUGAAUGCGUGGGAGCUGGUGCUUUUGCCAAGGAAAAGGCCGGCUACACAUAAUACAAAUUUCCUAAUCAUGGCUGUCAUUUAUGAGGCUUAUUUCACUCUGAUGAUAACAAACUACCGCCACACAGGAUUAUGGCCCUACCCACUCGCUUAUGACUUAUACGGAACCAUUUAUUUCCCCCUACUUAUGCUGGGAAUACUGAUUCUACAGAUUUUUUCGUAUUUCAUACAAUGGCCUCUUGUGGAUCUCUGUCAUGGAUCUCGGAAGAAAAAAGACUGA